AUGACGUCCGCGCGGUCCUACCCGCCUUUGUACCCAGCUGGUGUCUUCGUGGUCCGCUCGAAGCAAGAGCUGGCGCCUCUUGUGGCGCGGCUGCGCGCGGCCCGACGACUGAAGCCAGGGCGUAACGUCACUGUGUUCGACGGCGAGCACUUUGCCGAGGUGGCGGAUGCGCUGGAGAUCAGGCUAUCGGCGAGCGCUCCUGAAGGGCGUGGGGGCGGCGCCAGUGAGGACGCGGCCUGCAGCCUGAGGGAGACGCUGGUGCACCUUCGUGAGACGACUGAGGCCGAGGCAGCAGAGCUUGUGAUGGCCACACAGACAGGGGGGCGGACAGGGCUUUCUGGAAACGACGGCAUCAUUGCACUUCUGCCCACAAGUCUCUCCACGUCUGAGGCACAUUCGACUAAUGCGCGCGCAUCUGCCCCAGCAGUGAUGUAUGAACGGUGUGCGCUCAUCACAGCGCGCGACUCCGUCGAAGGUGAAGAAUUUCUUUCGCUGCUGCGCGUCCCGUGUGCGGAGCGAGCAGGCACGAGGUGGCCCCUGUACAUGGCGGCGCACGUGGUCGGCGAGUUUGCGGAGACGGAGCUUCGCACGCUUUUCUCUUCUGAUGGAUCGAGUGGCGGCCCCAGCACCGAAAGUGACGGUGCUGACGGACACGAGCCGAUGAAAUCAUCUACGCCGGUGGCUUACAUCCGGGGCGUCCGGCGGUUCCACCGUGUGUGCUGUCCGGUGCUAGCGGAGAUGCCAUCUGCGCUCGCAGCGAUGCGGCGCACAGCAUUGCUGCAGCGCCAUCACCGCCUCGUCCAACGUGGUGAGGCGGCGGCAGACAGCCCGUGUGCGCCACCAUCAUCGGAAACGGGUGCGCCAUCGCUAUCGGCUGCCACCCUCCAGCGCAGUAGCGCUCCGCCGGGGGGCCUCUCUCGAGAUGCCAACACCGCCUGCAGUCCAUUUUUCACGUUCUCCGAGUUGUUUGGCGGCAUUGGCAUGUUCCGCAGUGGUCUGGAGCGCGUUGGUGGUCGUGCCGCUUUCGCCGUGGAGUUUGCGCCUCCUGCGCAGAUCGUCUACGCACUCAACCACCGCUGCCUGCACGACUGUCCAGCCGCCCUACAGCUGCCAAACGCGAAGCGAGAAGAUCCCGGAGAAAACACCAGAGGCUUACUCACUCAGCGCGGUGGCGGCCGCCUCCGCAGCGGGACCGCCAUGUCCGCUGCCGCCUCCGCAGCAGCCGAGGACUACGCAGCGACGGAAGGAGGCUUUCCUGACGCCACAGCGCGCUCUGUGCCGUUCCUCGUCGGCGACAUCACCGAGAUACCCAGCGCCUUCUUUCCCACGCACGACGUGCUCACAGGCGGCUUCCCGUGUCAGAGUUUCGCCAAGGCUGGCGAUGCUGCAGGGCUGCACGCGGACAAGGGGUGGUUGUUCUACGAGGUGGUGCGGGUGCUGGCUGCUACUCGACCGACAGCAUUCUUGCUGGAGAAUGUGGAGCAUCUUGUCGAGGUGGAAACUGGCGCGCAGCUCGCUGUGAUCCUUGCCCGGCUCCACCGCCCGGCGUCGGCGUUGUCCACGCCGACCGCCGAGGAUGUCGCGCUGGAGUACGAGGUGCAGCAUGUGGUCGUGGAUGGCGGCGCCCUAACACCGCAGACACGAAAGCGAGUGUACUUCUUCGGCUUCCGGGCCGCCUCAGCUCUGGUGCCGGCACGUGCGGCGUCCCUUGAUUACGCCCUCUGUCAGUUCGCCCUGCCUCGCGCUGACGAUGGGGAGGCAAGCGCGGCUGCAGCCCGAGUUGUAGCUGAUGCCCUUCAGCGAAUCAAGGUCGCUUCUCUGGAGUCGCCAUACCGCAUCGUCCGGGAGCUGCUCGUGGCCCCCUCGACUGUGGACGCGUCAUACUCAACACCACAAGGCCGCUCAAUGCAGGAUGAGCCAACUAGCACAUCACGCGGAGAGAAGAGUGCGGCCCACAGCUCCGCACACGGCGACCUUCAGCUGACCCCCGCUCAAUGGGAGGCGGUUCGACGCAGUCGCACGUACCGGCAGAACCCGCUGUGGCGUCUGUGCGACGUGCAAGGGCGGGCCCGCACCCUGCUGGGCAGCUACCGCACGAGCUAUCAACUCUACUCCGAGUUUGUGCCUUUUUCAUCAGAGCGGACGCAGCAUGAGGUCGUGGCGAUGCUACUGGAGAAGACGCCGCUGAAGCCAGGGGACGACGCCGAUGAUGUGCGCGCUGGCGGUUCAGAGAACCCGGCGAUUCCGGCCCCGCCGCCUCCACCGCUGCGGUUCUUCGCGCUGCGCGAGUGCGCGCGCUUGCAAGGGAUCGAGGACACUUUCCUUCUUCCACACGACACGACGCAGCUCUCGUCAAGCGCUGAUGGCGCAACUCCACCGGGUGCUACUGUGAUUCCUGCUGCAGUGCUCCGCCAGGUGCCGUCCGGUGCCGUAUACAAGCUGAUUGGCAACGCCGUCAACCCGCGGGUAGUGACAUGCUUGGGCGGCGCCAUCGCGUCCUACCUACAAGAGCGACGUCGCUGA
Messenger RNA from Leishmania major strain Friedlin, 2523 nucleotides. Its product is annotated as modification methylase-like protein. Lineage: Eukaryota; Euglenozoa; Kinetoplastea; Trypanosomatida; Trypanosomatidae. Gene Ontology annotation, molecular function: methyltransferase activity. Bases 1 to 2523 code for a protein of 840 amino acids. The record is from RefSeq and is a predicted model, not a curated record. The transcript has a single exon. Gene Ontology annotation, cellular component: nucleus.